GUGGAGAGGCACGAUAGUCGGCUAAAUCUGUUUAGGCAAUCCCCUUUCGCGUUUCUAUUGCAUGUUACAUCAUUUAGAUUUAUAGGGGCUCUAUUUCACCUUCUUUUAGUAAGAUACAAAAGUGAUUUAGUAUUUGAGAUCAGGGGGAGGCGAUUGCAGUUUUUCGAGAUGGACUUCGCCUUCAUUACCAGUCUUAAGAUUGGAGAUCUUAUUGUACUGAAGAAUCGUUGCACUACGAGUACACUAAGAGACAAAUACUUCAAAGAACAUCCAAUAUUAAAGAAGCACGUAAUAGACGUGUUUGAGAGAUUAGUUGACACCAAUAAGCACGAGGACAUCGUGAAGGUUGCCCUUCUUCUAGUUGUGGAGUGCUUUCUUAGGGGAACCAAACCGAAAACCAUGUGUAACAUGGAUUAUAUUCACCUGGUGGACUUGUUAGAUGAUUUCUAUAUGUAUCCCUGGGGUAGUUUGGAAUACUUUACAAUGUUGCAAGGAAUCGAAUCUGUCGUUGCCGCAUCAAGUUCCCCUCGGUACACUGUAUGUGGUUACGUCCUUCCUCUACAAGUAUGGGCAGUAGAGAUAUUACUGGCCCUACAAGAGUGUGUUGUUUCGUAUGUUCCCCAUCAAACUCUACGCUUCAUUCAAUAUUGAGGCUAGAAGUGUUGGAGGUACAAAAGAAUACAUGCUAUUGUCGAGAGUGAAGCUGUAAGUUUAUAUAUAUCUCCAUCAUUUACUUUGCUUAACUUGACAACCUUAUCGAUUUUUUUAUUUAACAUUACUCCUUGUUCUUUUGCAGACAUCAGUAGUGAUGAAAUUAGAACCAAUGCUACGAGAAUGGGAAACGGAUGUC
Molecule: messenger RNA, 850 nt
Organism: Magnolia sinica
Lineage: Eukaryota; Viridiplantae; Streptophyta; Magnoliopsida; Magnoliales; Magnoliaceae
Exons: 2
Coding region: 169-651 (160 amino acids)
Source: RefSeq, a predicted model, not a curated record